AUGCGCAUCGUCCUCCUCCUCACCACCCUCCUCCUCGCCCUCCUCACCCUCCGCACCGCCAACGACCCCGCCACCCCCACCCCCGCCGCCAACGUCCUCCGCACCGCCUCCCACUCCGUCAACGCCGCCGUCAUCCUCAACGCCGCCUGCUCCGUCGCCGCCCGCGUCACCGCCGCCGUCCCCGCGGCAUGGAGUCCGACGCCUGCGCCCCUGGAGCAUCGCCGCCGUCGCCGUCACCGCCCGCCUCUACAUCUUUGGCAUCGGCGGCUACGGCCGCGAGGAGUGGGCCUACGCCCGGAACUUGCACGGCAAGGCUGCCGAUUGGGUCGUUGGCGGUCCUGCGCGCUGGCUCGAGACUUUUGA
Molecule: messenger RNA, 363 nt
Organism: Parascedosporium putredinis
Lineage: Eukaryota; Fungi; Ascomycota; Sordariomycetes; Microascales; Microascaceae
Source: the annotation of a GenBank genome assembly